GAGUCGUCCCACAACAUCCGAUUCCAGAUUGCCAUUAUGCCCAUGGACUUUGAGCUCCGCCUGUCCAAUACGGACCCGACAGAACGGCGGCGCUUGCGGAACCGCCUCGCUCAGCGCAAGUUUCGCCUCAAGAAAGCUGCCGACCGCGCUCAGCCAGCUGUAACUCUACAGCCCGCGCCACAACCCGCGACGCACGCUCACAACCUCAUUUCUUCCAGCGAAUCUAUACUCUCGACUCCGCACGACCCUAGUACAAGCCACGUUGUCUUGGACUCCAAUGAUGCAAUGGAGAGUUUUCUGCCGGAUGUCGGUGUCCCGAUGAUGCAGCCAGGGUUCGGACCCGCUUUCGACUUCAGCUUGCCUGAACAUAACAGUGGCGACUUGGAAAAGGGCGCAGCCUUGCCUCCACCGCAAGAUCAGGUGCUCUAUGAGUCCCAGCCUGACAGUUCACUCCGGAUCCUGUCAACGGCACCGCCAAGCGAAGCACUCGAUGGAUGGAUCGGCACACUGCAUAUCGCAGCGCAGCGGGGUAACGAGGGGAUCAUGCGGAUGUUGCUACAGAAGGGCAAAGUCGACUGCAACGAGCAGGACAGCGACGGGCGGACGCCGCUCAUGUACGCUGUCAUCGAAGGGCACGAGGCGAUGGUGCGGGCGCUGCUGGCACACGGCGCUCGCGUCGGCGACGUGGAUCGUGACCGACGGUCGGCGCUGCAUCUCGCCAUCUUGCAUCGACGCGAGAGUGUGCUGCGCGUGCUCUUGAGCCAUGACGAGCCGGGUUUAGACCUGGAUGCGUAUGAUGUCGCCGGGUGGACGGCGCUACACAUGGCGGUAGAGCGUGACUUUGCGGCGGCGGUAGAGCUACUGUUGCAGAAUGGCGCGAACUUGGAUACAAAGGCAAGAAAAUGUCACUUGAUGGGGAAAGGAGCCGUAUAGCAUGCGAAGGGAUGAGGGGGACAUUCGCUUGAAUUACUAACAUUGAGAUAAUAUGACAAAAAUAUCCAUCUCUGAUCAACACACGACCUAGGCCAUAUAAUAUAUCAUCAAUACGCCUGUCACACUACAAGUCCCCUCACUGCUGCUUGGAGCACUAAAGCACGGACGCUGCACAACUAUCCCGGUGCCUUCAGUAUAGAUGACAUUCCCCGGACCGGAAGGAUCGCCAUUUUGCCAGGAACACCGGAACCCCCCGGGCGGCAGACUAAAGCCGAAGCUCCCGACUAGAACCUAGUUAGACUAUAGCGAGCCAGAUAUAUUGUUCUGCUUAAAGAGCGUUUCCGGGUCGCCGUUGCAGGGGUUGGUCUGGU
Molecule: messenger RNA, 1304 nt
Organism: Chaetomium strumarium
Lineage: Eukaryota; Fungi; Ascomycota; Sordariomycetes; Sordariales; Chaetomiaceae
Product: ankyrin repeat-containing domain protein
Exons: 2
Coding region: 37-933 (298 amino acids)
Biological process (GO): regulation of DNA-templated transcription
Molecular function (GO): DNA-binding transcription factor activity; protein binding
Source: RefSeq, a predicted model, not a curated record